Messenger RNA from Aspergillus chevalieri, 183 nucleotides. RefSeq lists its product as uncharacterized. The record is from RefSeq and is a predicted model, not a curated record. The transcript has a single exon. The coding region runs from base 1 to 183 and encodes 60 amino acids. Lineage: Eukaryota; Fungi; Ascomycota; Eurotiomycetes; Eurotiales; Aspergillaceae.
AUGCCUUCCAAGAUCACCUCUGCGAUCAACAUCCUCGUCGUCAACAUCUCGCUUUGGAAAGACCCUCAAGACAGAAUUGGCCGUCUGCAGGUGGCUCAAGAGAUCGUCGAUGCUUCCAAGAACGUGGGCUUUGUACCUCGUCAACCAUUCCCUGCCAAAACCUGUACUCGAUGUAGCGUUUGA